Molecule: messenger RNA, 1767 nt
Organism: Fukomys damarensis (Damara mole-rat)
Lineage: Eukaryota; Metazoa; Chordata; Mammalia; Rodentia; Bathyergidae
Gene: Coq5
Product: coenzyme Q5, methyltransferase
Exons: 7
Coding region: 70-1053 (327 amino acids)
Biological process (GO): ubiquinone biosynthetic process
Molecular function (GO): methyltransferase activity
Source: RefSeq, a predicted model, not a curated record
GGCCGCCGUAGUCUGUCUACUGCGGCAGCAGGAUGAUUUUUCGGCCCCCUAUUACCUUACUGUGUCAAGAUGGCGGCCCCCAGGAGCUGUGUUCUAUGGAGCUAUUGCGUCCGUAGGUGGUCGCGGUUGAUGCGAACUGGUGGGCCCCAGUGGCUUCACAGUUCCUUGCCCGGGGGCUCGCUGGGUGUACGGCUCUUGUCCCGAGAGAAGCAAGCAACAGAAACACACUUCGGAUUUGAGACUGUGUCGGAGGAAGAGAAGGGGGGUAAAGUCUAUCAGGUAUUUGAAAGUGUGGCCAAGAAAUAUGAUGUGAUGAAUGAUAUGAUGAGUCUGGGCAUCCAUCGAAUUUGGAAAGAUAUGCUGCUGUGGAAGAUGAACCCAUUACCUGGGACUCAGCUGCUCGAUGUUGCUGGAGGCACCGGUGACAUUGCAUUCCGGUUCCUUAAUUAUGUUCAGGCACAGCAUCAAAGAAAGCAGAAGAGGCAGUUAAGGGCCCAACAAAAUUUAUCCUGGGAGGAAAUUGCCAAAAAGUAUCAGAAUGAAGAAGAUCUCUUGGGUGGUUCCCGUGUCAUGAUCUGUGACAUCAACAGGGAGAUGCUAAAGGUGGGGAAGAAGAAGGCUUUGGACCAAGGACACAAAGCUGGACUUGCAUGGGUACUGGGAGAUGCUGAAGAGCUGCCCUUUGAUGAUCACAAGUUUGAUGUUUACACCAUUGCCUUUGGGAUCCGGAAUGUCACACACAUUGACCAGGCACUCCAAGAAGCUCAUCGGGUCCUGAAGCCUGGCGGAAGGUUUCUGUGUCUGGAGUUUAGCAAAGUAAACAAUCCCCUCAUUUCCAGGCUUUAUGAUCUAUAUAGCUUCCAGGUCAUUCCUGUCCUAGGAGAGGUCAUUGCAGGAGACUGGAAGUCCUAUCAAUACCUUGUGGAGAGUAUCCGGAAGUUCCCAUCUCAGGAAGAGUUCAAGGAGAUGAUAGAAGAUGCAGGUUUUCAGAAGGUGACUUAUGAAAGUCUUACUUCGGGCAUUGUGGCCAUUCAUUCUGGCUUCAAACUUUAGCUCCUUUUCCUAUCCUGGAGAGAGAGCCAGUCAUAUAUUGUUGAAAGCCUGGAACCGAAGGAUAAUCUGGCUGAUGAGACAGCAGCUGAGCAUCUCCUAUUAAGGAUAUGAACCAUGGGCUCCUGUUCCAAAGCAACCAGAGAAAGAGAAACAAAUUCCUGUCUUUUUUCUUUUUUGUAACUUUCUUUAGAAGCUGCUCAGACCUUUUCUCAGAGGUAUUUGGGGUUUUUUUUGUUAUUUUGUAUUCCCUCAACUCCUAACUUUUUUGGCUAUGCACUGUGGGAUUCGGGUAAGAGCAGCAUUAAGCACUGAUACACAUUUUGUGUGUGUGUGUGUGUGUUUUCUCUGGUGCCGGGGAUCAAACUCAGGACCUUGUGCUUGCUAGGCAGGUGCAGUGCUGCUGAGUUAUGUCCCCAGCCCUAACACAGAGUUUUGAAGUACAGUAUAUUUGUUGCUAGUGGUGCUGCCUUCCAGCAGGAUGAGUCAUUGGAACCCAGUGAUGACUUACCUGAACCUGAGUCAAACUUUUGGCCUGGUCUGCGGCUUGAAAGCCAAGGUCCAAGUCAGAGGUCUAACAGUCAACACUAGAAUUGUAGGCUGGGGAAUAGCUCACAUUUGUUUGUUUAAAAUACAAGAGAUCCUGGGUUCAAUCUUCAGUGAGCCCACACACACACACACACACCCUAGAAGUAUACACUGAACCAAUAAAUGAGU